Molecule: messenger RNA, 1713 nt
Organism: Diaporthe citri
Lineage: Eukaryota; Fungi; Ascomycota; Sordariomycetes; Diaporthales; Diaporthaceae
Exons: 4
Coding region: 1-1713 (570 amino acids)
Molecular function (GO): ATP hydrolysis activity; ATP binding
Source: RefSeq, a predicted model, not a curated record
AUGCCUAUAGAGACAUACGUCAAUUUGGUCAGCGACGACAUGAAGAACGCUUUUAUGACGUUUCAAGAAGCCGCCAGACACCACUUCGGAGACUUUCCAAACUUGAACCUGGACUUGAAAGAGAGCCUCCGAAGUCCUUAUACGUUCUGGUUUCAUUGUCGACGAACUGGGAUUAUUGACGGACUGCCUUCCAACGAGAAGGAACUAAUGAAGCUCUUGACAGAUUGGAUAGAUGAAAACUACGAAGAGGAGUAUUCGGAGACCGAGAGCCUAUUUCAGAAAGGCCUCGUGACGAGUUCUACAAUGCCGUACUUGAUUGCGCCAGGUGAAGUUUUCAUUUUUCAGGAGAAAAGCCACGACAGGGCGUACAAAGCAAAGUCGUGGCCACAUCAUUCUGAUGAUGACCAUCAAUGGCACAUCGAUGCAUGGACAUAUCGUUAUGACGGAAAAUUUUGGAAUUAUUCAGAGGAACUCAAUCACUGCGAUCCUUACAGUAGGGACGAUGCGGAAAGAUCUGUUUAUUCACUUUCCGGAAUGCCUCUGAGGUUUGAGACCGAAGAGAGAAGACUAGAGCUCAAGGAGAGAGGCCACACUUACUGGAAAUACCGCUGUCAACGAUUGAUUUCUUACCAAAGCCAGGAUACAGACGAGCAGCUCAGCACGCUUGACGCAAGGUACAUGGUAGAUUUCACCGCCUAUAGAGGGCUCCACUCGAAUAGGCCGGGAGUCAAUGACGAAUAUUUGAAGAUUAAGCCAGGCGACUUUGAGGUUUUCGAUCUCACACGCGACGAUGGUGGUCCAAAAGGCGACGAGUUGAUGUUGUUUCCUCCAAGGAUCAAGGGUUUUGACAUGCACGGCAAACUUUGGAGAGAUUUGGAUGUAGACUGUAUUCAAGAAGUACAAUGGAGACAGGAGGCGUUUGAUCACCUUGUGAUAGAUGAAGACACCAAAGACCUCAUCCAAGCACUCAUCACCAAUAGGAUUGCAUCGAGUAAGAAUACUGACUGGAUUGGAUCCAAAGGCAACGGUUUCAUCAUGCUUCUCCACGGCGGACCCGGCACAGGCAAGACAUUCACUGCAGAGAGUGUCGCCGAGCUUGCUCAAAAGCCUUUAUACGCAGUCACUUGUGGUGAUAUGGGGACGAAGCCAGAGGCGGUAGAGAAGCAUCUCCAAUCAAAUCUGAGCCUCGGGAAAAGGUGGGACUGUGUCGUUCUGCUGGAUGAGGCCGACGUCUUCCUGGAGCAGAGGACACUGAACGACCUGAAGAGGAACGCUUUGGUCUGCGUUUUCCUCCGCGUAAUCGAGUAUUACGAAGGCAUCAUGGUUCUUACGUCAAACCGAGUCGGGGUGUUCGACGAAGCAUUCAAGUCUCGCAUCCAGUUAGCUUUGCGCUAUGAUAACCUUGGUAAGGCUGAGCGUACUAAGGUCUGGAGGAACUUCUUCAGCAGACUCAGACUGAUCGGGGAGGAGAACAUCGACUACGACACUGUCGAAUCAUAUAUCGAAGAAUUGGCUGAGUAUGAGAUGAAUGGACGACAAAUUCGCAUCGCGAUCACCACGGCUCGGCAGCUGGCGCAGUUCAAAAAGAAGCCGAUGACAUGGGGACACCUACGACACGUUAUCAAGGUUGCUGAGAAGUUCGAUAAUUACCUCAAGGGAGUCCACGAGGAGAUGUCUGAUGAUAUGAUUGCAAGAGGAGAAGGAGUCCGAUGA